ACUCCGAGAAACUGCGAAACACUCACCACUGCUUCAAAUUUCAAACCCCAACCCACCAAUCACACUCAGAGCUCACUCUUCAAUGGAGAUAUACGGUCAAUCAUCUUAUUCUUAUCCAUUUCUUUCAGUCUCUGCUUCCAUGGAGAAGCAAGAGUCGUCAUCGUCAACGUUAUCCGACGCCAGCUCGGCCAGGCGUGUUUCAGACUCCGACGUGGAAGGGCAUUUACUAGCAACAAGCCGGCCGAAGAAGCGAGCGGGGCGCAGAGUGUUCAAGGAGACUCGACAUCCGGUUUAUAGAGGCGUGAGGCAGAGGAACAGGAACAAAUGGGUCUGUGAAUUACGUGAGCCGAACAAGAAAACACGUAUAUGGCUAGGAACGUAUCCAACCCCAGAAAUGGCCGCGCGGGCUCAUGAUGUUGCCGCAUUGGCGCUUAGAGGAAAAUCAGCGUGCCUAAAUUUUGCAGACUCUACAUGGAGAUUGCCGGUUCCGUCUUCGAAUGAUGCGAUGGAUAUAAGAAAGACGGCAGCUGAGGCGGCGGAGGCUUUUAGGCCUGAUGAGUUUGCUGAAGUUUCUGACGGUGAAGUAAGGAAUGAAAAAAUUAGUCCGAAAGCUUCAACUGAAGUUUCGUGUGACUGCAAUAACAAGGAGGAGGAAGUAAAAACGUUGGAUGUAAAUACGUAUUUGCCGGAGAGUGAUUACUUUAUGGAUGAAGAAGCGUUGUUUGAUCUGCCGGGAUUGCUUGCGGAAAUGGCAGCGGGACUUCUACUUUCUCCACCACCUCUUCUUGCUGGAAAUGACGUGAAUUGGGAGGAUGUGGAAAGCGAUGACUGCGUGUCACUGUGGAGUCAUUCCAUUUGAGAUUUUUUUUUUUAGCAUGUAGAUCACUGUGUUUCAUUCUUUUAACACUAGAUUCCAUUAAUUAAUUUGUUAAUUGGCUAGGUGUAAAAGUUGUUAAAUUCAGAUUUGUAUCAUAUUAUUUCUCUGUUACAAAUGAUGUUACUAGUCUUGCGAUUAAACUGUUUGAACUUAGUUGGCUGAAAUUUCAAUACAAAAUUAAGGCACGUGAGAAAUGAUAUGUUGACCACAAAAUCGAAACAUUUUCAGACUCAUGUCCUUGGUUUGAUC
Molecule: messenger RNA, 1126 nt
Organism: Pistacia vera
Lineage: Eukaryota; Viridiplantae; Streptophyta; Magnoliopsida; Sapindales; Anacardiaceae
Product: dehydration-responsive element-binding protein 1C-like
Exons: 1
Coding region: 83-859 (258 amino acids)
Biological process (GO): regulation of DNA-templated transcription
Molecular function (GO): DNA-binding transcription factor activity; DNA binding
Source: RefSeq, a predicted model, not a curated record